UUCGAAGCAAGCUCCUCCAUUGCUCUGCCCGCUUCAUCUUUUCUAUACGCCGCCACCGUUGCAAUGGCCUCCGCCCACAGUCUGCCCCUGCAGACUCCGUCGCACGUGGUUCUAGUCGCCUUUCCUUUCGGCACCCACGUAGCGCCGCUCCUGUCUCUCGCACGCUGUGUUGCCGCUGCGGCGCCUAGCACCACGCUGUCCUUCAUCACCACUCCGCAGUCCCUCGCUUCACUGCCUCCCGUCCCAGCUGGCAACAUCCAGCUCGUCCCCAUCUCCGACGGGGUGCCGGACAAGGCGGAUCCUCCCUUGGGCGAACAGGAGAAGAUAUCGAUGUUCCUGGCAAUGAUGCCGGGGAGCCUUCGGGCGGCGCUGGAUGCCGCGGUGAAGAAGGCCGGCGGGGAGGCGGUCAGCUGCGUGGUGAGCGAUGCUUUUUUGUGGAUGGCAGGGGAGGAGGCAGAGGCGGCAGGCGUGCCUUGGGUAACCCUGUGGACCGGCGGGCCAACGUCGCUUUUGGCACACCAACACACCGAUCUUCUCCGCGACGCCAUCGGCACUGGUGAACAAGCCACCGCACAGCAAGAUGAGUCGCUUGGCCUAUUCAUCCCUGCUCUGUCGGCGCAUCGAGUCCGGGAUCUCCCCGAGGGCGUCGUGUCCGGCCCAAUCGGCUCCCCGUUCUCGCGCCUCCUCCACCGAAUGGGCAAGAGCCUCCCUAAUGCCGCCGCCGUCCUCCUCAACACCGCUCGCGGUCUCGACGGGGUGAUUGACGCCGAGCUCGAAGUCAGCAUUCCCCAUCACCUGCACGUAGGUCCCCUGCACCUCCUCGCUUCGCCCCAGGCGCUUGCAAACCUAGAGCCAGACAUUAACGGCUGCCUCCCGUGGCUUGAUCUCCACGCGUCUGCUAGCGUAGCCUAUGUCAGCUUCGGCUCCGUCAUGACCCCGGCGCCGGCGGAAUUAGCGGAGCUGGCGCAGGGGGUGGAGGCCAGUGGGGCGCCGUUCCUCUGGUCGCUCAAGGACCAGGCGAGGGAGCUCCUGCCGCAGGGUUUCUUGGAGCGGACAAGGGAAAGGGGGCUCGUCGUCAGCUGGGCGCCGCAGCAGGGCGUGCUGCGGCACGCGGCGGUCGGCGUUUUCGUUACUCACUGUGGCUGGAACUCGGUGCUGGAAGCGGUGGCUUCCGGUGUGCCGAUGAUCUGCCGGCCGUUCUUCGGCGACCAGAGGCUGAACGCGAGUACCUUGUCCCUCGUCUGGGGGAUCGGGGUGGGGUUUGAAGGCGGAUCGAUGACGAAGGAAGGGGUGGUGGGGGCGCUGGAGACAGUUCUGAAGAGCGAGGAAGGGAAAAGAAUGAAGUCGAAGGCGGGAGAACUCAAGGCCACGGUGGCUAAGGCGGUGCAGCCUGACGGGAGCUCGCCGGCGAACUUUAACAAGUUUUUGGACUACGUAAUCGGUGCAAAAUACUAGAAAAAAAGGGAGCCCUGCCCAAUAAAUUUCGACAACGCUUUCGUACAAUCACAUGGUUUGGAUGGCUGAAUCUCGAUCGUCUGUGAUCGAAUUGAGAUUCAAUUGUGUGGCUAUUAAUUAUGCUUUUCACGUCGUGCGCUACUAUGCGAACUUUGUUGGUAAUGAAUAAAUAGACUUUGAUUAA
Molecule: messenger RNA, 1639 nt
Organism: Zingiber officinale
Lineage: Eukaryota; Viridiplantae; Streptophyta; Magnoliopsida; Zingiberales; Zingiberaceae
Product: anthocyanidin 3-O-glucosyltransferase 7-like
Exons: 2
Coding region: 64-1455 (463 amino acids)
Molecular function (GO): UDP-glycosyltransferase activity
Source: RefSeq, a predicted model, not a curated record